AUGUUAGGUUUAUUGGUGGCUGCGAUUUUAACGGUUCUGUUUACGAAAAAAUGUCCACCAAAACCAAAAUUAGCCUGGUAUGAAAAAGAAAUUGUCUAUGAAAUAUAUGUGCCAACAUUUCAAGACACCAACCAAGAUGGAAUCGGAGACUUGAAAGGUAUCGAGAAAAAAUUAGAUUAUUUUGAAAAACUUAAUGUAAAAUCACUUUUAUUAAAAUCAUCUAUAUUUGAACCGCCCGUGGGUGGUCGAUCUUCUCGCUCCUUGUCUGUUGACACACCGGAGAAAGAGUCUGAUUUGAUGGAAAUUAAUCCAAAAUUCGGUAGUAAUCAAGAUUAUCAAACAUUAGCAAAAAUGUUAACAAGAAAAGAUAUGCAUUUGAUUGUUGAUUUACCAUUAUCGACGUACGAUUCAAAUUCUGGCACAUGGUACGGAAUGAAUAGUUCAUCACGUUCAUUCGAAACUAAUCGGAAUCUAUGUGAUACUGACAGAAAUAGUUAUGGUUGCGCGUACAGCCGUUUUUAUAAACGCUUACCAUUGGAUUUUGAUGAUGAAUUGGUUUCACAGACUUCUCAGGAUCGUCUUCGUUAUUGGUUAACUUCACGUAAGAUCGAUGGUGUUCGAGUUGAUCUACCAUUGAUGAAAGAUUACUCAAUAUCCUAUGUGACAAUAGAUAAAUGGAAGACUAUUGUGAAAAAGGCAGAAAAACUAACAUUAAAACCAAAAUUAUUACUAUUUAACAUUCCGCUUCAAUUACACGAGUUUAGCGUUGGCUCAAAAUCUUAUUUAGAAUUACUAAAUCAGGUACCUCAUCAACUAAUUUUAAAUAAUCAACAACAAAAUAUAACGGCUAAACAGUUACAUGAACGAUUUCAACUUAUCAGAGAUAAUAAUAAUUUAACCAUUCCCAAAUUUUGGCAAUUGGGUUACCCGCGUAGUUCAAUUUAUUCAAUGAAUGGCCUUAGUAGUGAAAUGAUGUUGACAAUGGGUCUCCUGUUUGGUGGUACACCGAUUGUGCUUUAUGGUGAAGAAAUUGGACUUGAACCCAUUGAACAAGUAGGCUUAACAGUGCUUGCUCAUGAUUUUUAA
This is a messenger RNA of Didymodactylos carnosus, 1086 nucleotides long. Lineage: Eukaryota; Metazoa; Rotifera; Eurotatoria; Philodinida; Philodinidae. The record is from the annotation of a GenBank genome assembly.